Molecule: messenger RNA, 1628 nt
Organism: Caretta caretta (loggerhead turtle)
Lineage: Eukaryota; Metazoa; Chordata; Testudines; Cheloniidae
Gene: DCT
Product: dopachrome tautomerase
Biological process (GO): ventricular zone neuroblast division; melanin biosynthetic process from tyrosine; developmental pigmentation
Cellular component (GO): melanosome
Molecular function (GO): dopachrome isomerase activity; oxidoreductase activity
Source: RefSeq, a predicted model, not a curated record
AUGACCUCCCAGCUCCAGUGGGUGACAUGGCUCUCAUCUGCUCUCCUGGGCUACCUGAGCUGCUGCUGCGCUCCGCAGGCUGAGGCGCAGUUCCCCCGCGUCUGCAUGACGGUAGAGGCGCUGCUGGCCAAGCGCUGCUGCCCAACCUUGGGGCAAGAGCCAGGCAAUGCGUGUGGCUCCCAGCAGGGCAGGGGAUCGUGCAGGGAGGUGCAGGUGGACACCAGGCCAUGGCGCGGCCCGUACACCCUCCGCAACGUGGAUGACCGGGAACGAUGGCCCCUGAAGUUCUUCAAUCAGAGCUGCCAGUGCACAGGAAACUUUGCUGGCUAUAACUGUGGUGAGUGCAAGUUUGGCUGGACUGGCCCCAACUGCGAUGAAAGGAAGCCACUUCUUGUCCGGAAAAAUGUCCAUGCCUUGACUGCGGCAGAGAGAGAGCAGUUCUUAGAUGCUUUAGACCGUGCAAAGAAUACCACUCACCCAGACUAUGUAAUUGCUACACAGCACUGGCUGAGUCUCCUUGGGCCCAAUGGAACUGAACCGCAAGUUACAAACUGUAGCAUUUACAACUACUUUGUGUGGCUUCAUUACUACUCAGUCAGGGACACCCUAUUAGGACCUGGCCGCCCAUUCACCACUAUAGAUUUCUCCCACCAAGGACCUGCCUUUGUUACUUGGCAUAGGUACCAUUUGCUGCUGCUGGAAAGAGAUCUCCAGCGACUGAUUGGCAAUGAAUCCUUUGCAUUGCCCUAUUGGAAUUUUGCCACAGGUAGAAAUGAGUGCGAUGUGUGUACAGAUCAGCUUUUUGGAGCAUCAAGACCAGAAGAUCCAAGCCUAAUAAGUCAGAAUUCAAGGUUCUCACACUGGGCAAUAGUGUGCAAUAGCUUGGAUGACUACAACCAUCUGGUUACACUGUGUAAUGGGACUAAUGAAGGGAUUCUACGGAGGAACCCACAAGGGAAGUCUAGCGAGCAGUUGCCAACCAUGGAAGAUAUCCAGAACUGCCUUUCACUUCAAGAGUUUGAUAGUCCUCCUUUUUUCUGGAAUUCUAAUUUCAGCUUCAGGAAUGCCCUGGAAGGGUUUGGUAAACCAGAUGGAUCUUCUGUCUCCCCAGUGGUGAGCCUGCAUAACUUGGUUCACUCUUUCCUGAAUGGAACCAGCGCUUCCCCUCAUGCUGCAGCCAAUGAUCCAAUCUUUGUGGUCCUUCAUUCCUUUACUGAUGCCAUCUUUGAUGAGUGGAUGAAACAAUUUAACCCCUCUGACAAUGCUUGGCCUCUGGAGCUGGCCCCUAUUGGGCACAACAGGAUGUUCAACAUGGUCCCUUUCUUCCCUCCUGUGACCAACGGGCAGCUCUUUCUAGCUGCAGAACAACUUGGCUACAGCUAUGCCAUUGAUCUGCCAGGUUCACCUGAAGAAACACAUGCUUGGGCUAUUAUGGCUGGAUCCACUAUCGGAGGAGCACUGAUAGCUUCAGUUAUACUAAUUAUGCUGCUUGCACUCUUUCAGCACAGAAGAUACAGAAAAGGUUUUGAACCACUGAUAAAUGCAAGAUUCAGCAAAAAAAAUUAUACAGAAGAGGCCUAGUGCUGUAGCAUUGUGUCAUCAGAUUUACCUGUAGGAAACUAACCUGA